Emiliania huxleyi CCMP1516 is the source of this 1836-nucleotide messenger RNA. RefSeq lists its product as hypothetical. The transcript has 2 exons. NCBI's taxonomy places the organism in Eukaryota, Haptophyta, Isochrysidales, Noelaerhabdaceae. The coding region runs from base 1 to 1836 and encodes 611 amino acids. The record is from RefSeq and is a predicted model, not a curated record.
AUGGACACGCCAGAGUCAUGCCAGGCCAAGUGCGAGGCGGAGGCGGACGUUUGCGGCGCGUGGGAGUAUGAGAACCAUAGCUUCGACAACAAGGAGUGCGAGCUGCACGAGGCUUCGGUCGUCUCGGUCGAGCAAACCCGCGCUCAAGGCGAGUGCGAGCUCACCGAAGGCGGCGCGCUGGGAUAUAGGUGCUGCUGGGUUGCCACAGAGACCGCCUCUUCCCACGCGGGAGCGGACUGGGCGGGUUGCACCGCCAAGGACAGGUGUGGCGACUUCAAUGGCGUCAACAACUUUACGAUUGGAGACGCUCUGUAUGUGGCGCAGAUGUGGGCCGGCAAGGUCCCGCGCACGGCUUGCAUGGGCGGCGACUUCGACCAACGCAAUGGCUUCACAAUCAGCGAUGCGGUCUACGUGGCGCAGGUCUGGAGCGGGCACGAGAGGUUUCCGUGGGAGGGCGCCAUGCCACCCGCGCCACCUCAUCUCUCGCCGUCGCCGCCACCGCCGCCCCGCCCGGCGCUAGACUACGGGUUUCCCCGAUGCUACACUGGCUUCUCCAACUACGACACCGCGUGGAUCAACCCAACGGCGCAUUUUGAGGUGCGUCCGCUCGAGGGCUUUGCCAAGCGGCCAUACGAGGGCGCGAGCGCGUCCGAGUGCGACGCGGUGGAGGCGCCACUCAUUGCCUUGGGCCCGCACUGGUCCCCGCUCGGGUUGGUGCGGUAUGAGCCCUCGUCGCCGCGGAACGCUCUCCCGGAGCGCUAUCACGGUGCGCUGCUGGUCGCUUCGCACGGCUCGUGGAACCGCGACCCGUGGAUCGGCUACUCGGUCAACGCGUACACGCUUGAUUGGGGCACAUACGCGGUCUCCAGCCAGGAGGUGCUCAUCCCGCCGCUCCGCCAACGGCAAGGCUCGAUGCGCAUCCGGCCGGUCGACCUGCUGCCGAGCCCCGUGGACGGCUCGCUACUCAUGACCGCCGACCGCGACGACUGGGUGGAGGGCACGCGAGGCGGCGCGCUCUACCGGGUGGUGUACGGGGCGGCCCCCGGCGAUGUCGACACGGCAUCCGUCAUCGACGUCACCGCCAUCUCAGGGCUGCACGUGGGCAAUGACGCCGCCUUUCAGCUGGAGCGUCUCGCCGCGCUCCCGUGCGCUCGUCAGAUGGCGCGAUCCACCAGCUCCGCGACGCUGCUGUACGUCUCCACUUUUGAUGGCUUCUGCCCGGCGAGUGCCGGCGGCGCCAUCUAUGUCGUCGAGCUCGACGCCGCCUCGGGGCGGGUCGCCAGGACCGCGACACUCGCGCGCGGACUGCACGACCCGCAAGGCAUCGACACUGACGGCUCGUCGCUCUUCAUCGCCACCGGCGGCUCCUCGGACAACGCGGCUACGCGGGGCAGCUGCGUCCUCCGCAUCAGCGACGUCGACGCGCUCGCGCAGCUGGCGCUCGACGGCGCGGCGCCGAUCGAGCCCAUCGACUCGCGCAUCGAGAGCGUUACGUGCGGCUUCACGCGUGUGCAGCGGUCUCACAGCUGGCGUUCACUCAGAGUGGUGCCCGGUGGGACACACGCGGUCGUCUCUGUCGGUGCCGACUGCAACUGGGAUCCGGGCUGCGCCAACGAUGGGCAGGGAGAUCUGCAAACGACGCUGGUGUACGUCGAUCUCGAGAGCGGGGAGGUGACGAUCGCGGCCCGCGGCAUCCGCAACGCCAUCGGCCUCUUUUUCGACCCGUUGGGAAACCUUCUCUUCACGUCAUUCGGCUCCGACUGGGCCGCGGGGAUACCGGGGGCGACGUCGCACAACAACGUGCCCGAGGAUGUGGUGGAGGUGCUGCGGCGAUAA